Oryza brachyantha (malo sina) is the source of this 2367-nucleotide messenger RNA. Its product is annotated as DEAD-box ATP-dependent RNA helicase 47A. The transcript is spliced from 2 exons. Bases 221 to 1957 code for a protein of 578 amino acids. The record is from RefSeq and is a predicted model, not a curated record. NCBI's taxonomy places the organism in Eukaryota, Viridiplantae, Streptophyta, Magnoliopsida, Poales, Poaceae. Gene Ontology annotation, molecular function: RNA helicase activity; RNA binding; ATP binding.
CGAGGAAAGACGAACACCAGCCAGCCGCCGCGGCUUCAGGCUAAGCCCUAAACCUUACCGGCACGCGUCCCCUCCCUCUCCGGCGCGGCGUAUCCGUCCGCCCCGCGCGCAGGUGCAGGUGCAGCUAGCCGCCCGGGUUUCCGGAGCCAAGAGCAUCCCCUCGUGAAUUUGUGAGAUCAGUUGAGAGGAAGAAUAUUUAGCUGCUGUAAAUCUGGUAUUGAUGAGUAGAGCACAGAUGCGGCUUACUGUUGGCCAAGUUCAUAGGCAUGUACUUGCAUUGGCAUCUUCUCGGUCAUGCUUCGUCCUUGGUGACCACCUCCCAUUCAGAAUGUUUUCACUACCACGAGCAGUAAGAUUUCACCAGACCGCUUGGCGAGGUACUGAGGCUGUGGAACAUAAGAGUGGUCCACUAACUCUAGCUAGUCUUGAAGUGCAAAGCAAAGUUGAAUAUGGUAAGAAAGAAAGAGCAGCAAACACUAGAGGUCCAAAGUCAUCAUCAAGAGCUUCUUCUCUUCACAUGAAACCAAAAGUUUCUUCAUUUAAUGCCAAACCAGCAAAGAGUGCCUUUCCGAAAUCAGCAGUAGUGAAGAAGACUCUGAAGAUAGAUGAAUCUCUUUUUUCUGCAAAAUCAUUUGAAGAGCUCGGUUUGCCACCUUUGCUUAUAGAUAGGUUGAACAAGGAAGGUCUGACUGCUCCAACUGAGGUCCAGUCUGCUGCUAUUCCUAUCAUUUCACAAAGGCAUGAUGCAGUGAUCCAAUCAUAUACUGGCGCAGGGAAAACACUUGCUUACCUUCUCCCUAUUCUUUCUGAAAUAGGACCCUUAAAGAGGCCUACAGAAGAAGAUAGUUCCGAUAAGAGAUCAGGUGUGGAUGCAGUUAUUGUUGCUCCUUCAAGAGAAUUAGGAAUGCAGAUAGUGCGAGAGGUGGAGAAGAUUUUGGGCCCUAAUGAUAAGAGACUUGUCCAACAACUUGUUGGUGGUGCUAAUCGUUCAAGGCAGGAAGAAGCAUUGAAGAAGAACAAGCCAAUUAUUGUUGUUGGAACACCUGGUCGUAUUUCUGAAAUUUCAGCAGCUGGCAAACUACAAACCCAUGGUUGUCGCUUUCUUGUACUGGAUGAAGUUGACCAGCUUUUGUCUUUCAAUUAUCGUGAAGAUAUGCAUAGAAUACUUGAACAUGUAGGAAGGAAAUCGGGUACUUCAUCUAGAGAUAUUCUUGGUCCUCUUGCAAGGCGGUCUGAGCGCCAGACUAUCUUGGUUUCUGCAACGAUACCAUUUUCAGUUAUACGAGCAGCCAGGAGUUGGGGUCACGAUCCAGUCCUUGUUAGAGCUAUGAGUGUUGUUCCACUUGAUUCAAUUACUGUUCCAAGACCUGUGCUGUCCCAGACAGAUGCCAACUCCAGCUCUCCAUCAAAUUCAGUGAAUCAAGCUGCAGUUGACAGCUUACCACCAUCUUUGGAACAUUACUAUUGUACAUCCAAGGCUCAACACAAAGUUGACACUUUAAGGAGAUGCAUCCAUGCUCUGGAGGCUCAGACAGUAAUUGCAUUUAUGAACAACACCAAGCCAUUGAAGGAUGUUGUAUUUAAGUUGGAGGCCCGUGGGAUGAAAGCUACUGAGCUACAUGGAGAUCUUGGAAAGCUUGCAAGGUCAACUGUCCUGAAAAGGUUCAAGGAUGGUGAAUUCAGAGUUCUAGUUACAAACGAGUUGUCUGCCAGAGGACUGGAUGUGCCAGAAUGUGACCUUGUGAUUAAUCUGGACCUUCCAACAGACUCUACACACUAUGCCCACAGAGCUGGCCGAACUGGCCGUCUAGGGCGGAAAGGAACUGUUGUCACAAUAUGUGAAGAAACUGAAACAUUUGUUGUAAGAAAAAUGCGCAAGCAAUUAGCUGUACCCAUCAAGCCAUGCGAAUUCACCGAAGGGAAACUCCUUAUUCAGAAGGAGGAAGAUGUAGAGUAAACUAUUGUUCAAAUGAGUUUUAAUGUCUUGAAGUGUUAUUUUCUAUAGGCAUUUUCAUAGAUUGUAUCUUCUUAAAAGGUUGUCAACAAAUGCUUUUAGCAUGAUCCAAAGAUUCAGAUAAGUGGGUAUAUUCAUAUCUUGGAAACUUUUUACUCAACGGGGAGUUGGCACUCUACCUCUAUUGUAUAUUAUAUAUGCCCUAAAAUGUAAUGUAAGCAUUUAUAGGUUGUUUAGCAUAUAUUAAGGUUGAGAAGAAAAAACUAUGUUACCUUUUAAUAAAUAAAGAAUGGAUGGGAUGAGAGGUUAUGUUAGGAGCAGAAACUGAUCAGAAGCAGCCCCUAUAGCUCAGUGGUAGAGCGUCAGUCUUGUAAACUGAAGGUCUGUAGUUCGAUCCUGCAUGGGGGCAUCUU